Messenger RNA from Lates calcarifer (barramundi perch), 1407 nucleotides. RefSeq lists its product as uncharacterized. Bases 230 to 1270 code for a protein of 346 amino acids. Gene Ontology annotation, biological process: cell surface receptor signaling pathway; cellular response to lipopolysaccharide; positive regulation of T cell proliferation. The transcript is spliced from 14 exons. The record is from RefSeq and is a predicted model, not a curated record. Lineage: Eukaryota; Metazoa; Chordata; Actinopteri; Centropomidae. Gene Ontology annotation, cellular component: external side of plasma membrane.
CAUGAGCACAGUAUACGUCGAAUAAUGAGAGGAAGCAGCUCCCGGCCAUCCUGCAGCUGUCUGCGGCCAGUUGGGUGUCAGAGCAUAAUGAGCGGUACAGUGUGGUCCACACUCGCUGUGAGCGGAGAGGGCCCCUUUCCUCUAAAGUCACCAGCAGGUUUUAAACAGGAAGUGGUCUGGAGAGGAGUUAACAAACAGCACUAUCACGCUGCUGUUCACACUGUACGUGAUGCUGACAAUGAGCGCUGACAAGUGGAUUUUCCCCUUAGCCGUGUGGCUCAUGUUUGUGUCUUCAAGUGAUGAGCAGGACUCUAGAACACUUUGCAACAAUGAUCCAGAGAGUUGUGAGACUAAGACACUCAGCGCUCCUCUUGGCUCGUCUGUGCUUCUCCCAUGUCACUUUGAAAUCAACAACAGCUGGGUGUCAUGGGUCCACAGUCAUGAAAUGGAACUGGUCAAGAUCAAAUCUGAUGGGAAACUUAAUUUCCUUCACCCCAGAAAUGGCCGAGUGAAAGCUUUUCCAAACCAGGGCUCAAAAGGGAACUACUCCAUCAGUAUUGAUGACCUUGAAGACUCUGACCUGGGGUAUUAUUGCUGUGUGCUGGGAAAUAAAUGUUAUAGCGUGGAGUUGGGUGUUGGAACAGAUGCAUCGAGAGAACAAAUGUGGCUACUGAUUUACAUAUGUGUUGGUGUGGCUGCUUUCAUCCUGCUGAGUGUCUGCAGCUACUUGCUCUAUAAUAACAUUAAACAAGACAAUACCAACAGUCCUGUAACUGCAAAUAUUGAGGUUGUUGCAGGUGCUAGUGCUCCACCUAUGGAAAUAAGCAGUGUGCCAGUGCAUGAACAGCAGAGAGGAACAGACAACCAUAAUCUUGUUUACGAAAACGAUGACCAAGACCCAGCGAACCAACAGGGCGACCCCACCAGAAUCCAUUGUGGUCUGCCAGGAGUUUUGCAUGAUCCAAACAGGACUCAACCCACUCCGAGCACCAGUGGGAUUUAUCCAAAUUUGAACCAGUUUAACUUUGAAAGAGCGCAAAGUCAGAGGACAAAACAAAGAUUUCAUAGAGAACUCUUCAACAGAUUACGACAAGCAAGUUUUAGUCGACAUUAUUAUGCUAAUCAAGGUGAAAUCAGCAGGCAACAGGCCAUGUCAGCCCAGGCGGAGAAUCAUGGCAGAGCAGGUUUUGGGAGGAAAAAAGCCAAAGACAAUGGUGAAUACACAAACCCAAUUUACAACAGAAGCACAGACCAGCUCAACCGUCUGUAGAGAAUGAAGAGCUGAAACAGAAGUUGACCUGAGACAUUUCAGUGUCAACAUCCUUUCACAAUGACAGCUUCUGAUUAUUCAUGUUUCCUGUUUGCUAUUGGUUAAAGCUCAUCAAAUAAAGAUCUUAACAUACAAAA